AUGGACCCGUCAGAGGAGGACCCACUAGAGUGGGACCAAAGAUUGCGCCGAAAGAAGGAAAAGCAGUUCCUGGAUCCAAUAGACGAAGCUCAAAGCGUUCUCGCAGGCUUUUGUGGUAUUUUAGCAACUGACUGUUCCAUAUUUCCAAUUAGCUUUGAUAAAUGGCCGGAUAUGCCUCAAUCAUAUUUCAACGACUGCUUUGAUAACAUUAUAAAGCCCCACUUUCAUUUUAGGACAACUGAGGAUGUUGCACGGUUAUAUGUUUAUCGCUCUAUUGAAAAGAAAUGGGCUGGAAAUAGGCAGGCCUUGUGGAAUGAGUUCAAAGACCCACUUAAGACCAAAGAUGAGAUCAAGAAUAAUGUUCCAGAAGGUAUAGCUCGGGAUCAGUGGGCUUCUUUUGUGAACUACCGUUUGAGAGACGAUACUCAGAAAAUGUGUAAAACAAAUGCCGAAAAUCGAAAAAAGCAAACAGUUCCACACACCGGUGGCUCAAAGCCGAACUCUAGAAGAAGGGCUGAAAUGUUUGCUGAGACGGGGAGAAGGCCUGGACGAGCACAACUCUAUCUUGCUACACACAAGAAACAAGAUGGAUCAUAUGUAAAUGAGGAGGCAAAAGAAAUAUCUGAAACAAUUCAGCUAGCAGUGAGUCAAAGUACUGUGGAUGAGUCUGAAAUUUCUCCCAAUGAUGUUGUAGGUAAGGUGCUAGGAAAAGAGCAUUGUGGGAGGGUAAGAUGUUUGGGAUUAUGAGCUACUCCAAGCACUCAUUUUAAACAAAUAAAACCUUGUAUUGGUGGUAUUCGAAUUACAAGAAAUGAUGCUGGAUGUUCUUCUUUCGGAUGCCAAGACAGGUACGAUAAAUUGUUCAAUACUCUCAAAGCCUACAUGAUAAUGAAGGAAGGGUCAAUACCGGAACAGUUUGCUGGGAUCUUUGGUUCUCCUCCUAUAACGGUAAAACAAUUUGCUCAUUUUCAUUUUCUGCU
Messenger RNA from Lycium ferocissimum, 980 nucleotides. RefSeq lists its product as uncharacterized. Lineage: Eukaryota; Viridiplantae; Streptophyta; Magnoliopsida; Solanales; Solanaceae. The record is from RefSeq and is a predicted model, not a curated record. The transcript has 6 exons. Bases 1 to 747 code for a protein of 248 amino acids.